Molecule: messenger RNA, 1763 nt
Organism: Syzygium oleosum
Lineage: Eukaryota; Viridiplantae; Streptophyta; Magnoliopsida; Myrtales; Myrtaceae
Product: zinc-finger homeodomain protein 9-like
Exons: 1
Coding region: 360-1481 (373 amino acids)
Biological process (GO): regulation of DNA-templated transcription; regulation of developmental process
Cellular component (GO): nucleus
Molecular function (GO): DNA-binding transcription factor activity; transcription cis-regulatory region binding
Source: RefSeq, a predicted model, not a curated record
CCUCCUCCUCCUCCUCCAUCAUCAUCGUCUCCUUCUCAUCAUCCACCAUCAUCUCCUUCUCCUUCUCCUUCUCCUUCUCCUUCUUCUCCUUCCUGGUGUUCUGUUCUUGCUAAACCUAAAGACACCAGAGAAGCUAAUUAUGCUUCUUGAUCUCUCUCUGUCUCUCUCUCUCUGCUAAAUCCUGAAGCUCUUUAAUGGGUGCAGAAAUGGGUUCUCUUCAAACCCUGACUUUGACCACCCUCCUUCAUCACCAUCUUCUUCUCCUUCAUUUUCAUCUCCCCUAAGCUUGAGCUUGCUUCUGGUUCUUUCGUGUGUCUCUGUUUCAUAUAUAUACUUCUGAAACCCUAGAUGUUAGAGCCAUGGACAUGACCCCGACCAACACUUCCACCAACACCGCCAGCACCAAGUCCCCGGAGCCCGAGACCGAGACCCCUACCCGGAUCCAGCCCCCCAAGCCCCUCUCCUUCAGCAACGGCGUCCUCAAGCGCCACUCCCCGCACCACCUCUGCUCCCCCGCCACCGCCGCCGCCGCCGCCGCCGGCCCCGUCGCAUACAAGAAAUGCCUCAAGAACCACGCCGCCAGCCUGGGCGGCUACGCCCUCGACGGCUGCGGCGAGUUCAUGCCCUCCCCGACCGCCAACCCCUCCGACCCCACCUCCCUCAAGUGCGCGGCCUGCGGGUGCCACCGCAACUUCCACCGCCGCGAGCCCGACGACCCCACCCCCACCGCCUCCGCCGUCAUCGAGUACCAACCCCACCACCGCCACCACCCGCCGCCCCCACCCCCGCACCACCACCACCACCCCCACCACCACCACCCGCCGCGCAGCCCCAACUCCGCCUCCCCGCCGCCGAUCUCGUCCUCCUACUACCCGUCCGCGCCGCACAUGCUCCUCGCGCUCUCCACCGGCAUCUCCGCCGCGCCCGAGAACGCCGCGGCGCCCCAGGGCCCCCAGCCGUCCUCCGCGGCCGCGAUGGUGAGCCCGAGCGGCCACCACCCGGGCUCGCGGAAGCGGUUCCGGACGAAAUUCAGCCAGCACCAGAAGGAGAGGAUGCAUGAAUUCGCCGAGCGAGUCGGGUGGAAGAUGCAGAAGCGGGACGAGGAGCUGGUCCGGGAGUUCUGCGCCGAGGUCGGCGUCGAUCGGAACGUGUUCAAGGUAUGGAUGCACAACAACAAGAACACCUUCGGCAAGAGGGACGUCAAUGGCGACGGCAACAGCAACGUCAACAGCCUCAGUCUCGGUAACAACACUACCAUCCCCACCACUCAUCACAACCACAACGGCUUGAGCAACGACAACGACAACACCAACAACAGCCACCACCGCGGCAUGAGCAGCAACGACGACGACGACGACAACAACAACGUCGUAAUUGGCGGAUUCAGCAGCGACAACCACCCGACGUCGUCGGGUCACUACAACCACCACCAUGAUGGCGGAGCUCAUGUGGGCACUAAUGGGUCGUCUUCUUCUUCUUGAAUCUUUAUCCCCUGAAGCUGAUCACAUCUCAUCCUGAUCCUGAUCCUGAUCCUUCCUUCUUUUUAGCAAGAUAAUAAGUAAUGUUUAGAGAGGUAGAGUAAGAACUUGGGGUUAUUAAUCAGUUGCUUCUUUUUUGUUUCUUAAAUUUUCCGUUCCUUCUUUCUUUUUCAUCUUCUUCUGAUUAAUGGAAUCGCCUUGCCGAGGAUAACCUGGAGAAAAAGGAAUUCGAUCCAAAGGGAAUUUAUUUUUUGCUUUCUAAUCCAAGACCCUUUUCUCGAUUCA